CAUCCAAAGAUCAACUGAACCUAGAACAUAGAUACAGAGACACUUGUCAUCAGGAAGGUUCUCUCUCAGCACAACGGAAAAUAUCUCAAUGACUUGACAUGUUCUGGUUGUGAAUUCAGGCUACAAGGGGUCAGUGCUCUAAAAUGAGUCUCUCUGGGGAGAGAAAGGAGGGGGGGCCUGCCUCUAAAAGGAGUCUCUCUGGAGAACAUGACACCAAAGCUAAGAGUCCAAUCCAGCAGGAGAGACCAGCCUCCCCUGUUCCCAGCUGUGUGUCCAUGAAGAGUGACCGGUCUAUGGAACUACCUAUGACGUUUAGAGAGGGAGACUUUUCUACUAAACAAAGAAACCAACAGGAGAGAUCAGAGUCAGAGAUUCUCAGUGGUCAGUCUUCCCAGAGUCAUCAAACAGACCUGGCCUCCAUAUUCAGUUUGCUUGAAGAGAAAAUUAUGACAUUUGUGAAGAACGAGCUGAAGAUGUUAAAGAGGAUUCUUAGUCCAGAACCCCCAGAAGGCUUUGAGAGUCAGAAGCAGGAUAAGGAAGUGGUGGACCCUGAAGAUGAGCAGCAGGAGAGCAGUGCCAGAGAGGGGGCUCUGAAGAUCACACUGCACAUCCUGAGGAAAAUGAACCAGAAGGAGCUUGCUGACACACUGGAGAAAUAUUCAGAUGAGCUUGCUGUGAUUUGCCAACGUGAACUCAAAUCUAAUCUAAAGAAGAAGUUUCAAUGUGUAUUUGAGGGGAUCGCUAAACAAGGAAACCCAACACUUCUCAAUAAGAUCUACACAGAGCUCUACAUCACAGAGGGUGGAACAGGAGAGGUCAAUAAUGAACAUGAACUGAGACAGAUUGAGACAACAACCAGGAAACAAGCAAGACCAGAGACUGCAAUCAAAUGUAACGACAUCUUCAAACCCUUAACUGGACAAGACAAACCUAUCAGAACUGUGCUGACAAAGGGAGUCGCUGGCAUUGGAAAAACAGUCUCUGUGCAGAAGUUCAUUCUGGACUGGGCUGAAGGAAAAGCAAAUCAGGAUGGCCAAUUUGUAUUUUCAUUCCCUUUCCGGGAGCUGAAUUUGAUGAAAGAGGACAAACACACUUUCAUUGAACUUCUUAAUCACGUCUCAAUGGAAACCAAACAAUCAGGAAUCUCCAACUACGACAAGUACAAAGUUCUGUUCAUCUUUGAUGGUCUGGAUGAGUGCCAACUGCCCCUAGACUUCCAGAAGAACAAGAUCUGUUGGGACGUCACAGAGUCAACCUCAGUGGAUGUUCUGCUGACAAAUCUCAUCAAGGGAAAUCUGCUUCCCUCUGCUCUCCUCUGGAUAACUACCCGACCUGCAGCAGCCAAUAAGAUCCCUUCAGGGUGUGUUGACCAGGUGACAGAGGUACGAGGGUUCAAUGACCUGCAGAAGGAGGAGUACUUCAGGAAGAGAUUCAGUGAUGAGGACCUGGCCAACAGAAUCAUCUCACACAUAAAGACAUCAAGGAGUCUCCACAUCAUGUGCCACAUUCCAGUCUUCUGUUGGAUUUCUGCAACAGUCCUUGAACACAUGCUGGAACAUAAGAGAGAAGAGAUGCCCAAGACUCUGACUGAGAUGUACACACACCUUGUGGAGUUUCAUACCAAACAGAAGAAUGAAAAGUAUCAUGGGAAAGAAGAGACAGGUCUACACUGGAAUAAAGAGAGCAUUCUGUCACUGGGAAAACUGGCUUUUCAACAGCUUGUGAAGGGCAAUCUGAUUUUCUAUGAAGAAGACCUGAAAGAGGCUGGCAUUGAUGUUAAUGAAGCCUCAAUCUACUCAGGAUUGUGCACACAGCUCUUUAAAGAGGAAUGUGGGCUGUACCAGGACAAGGUGUACUGCUUUGUUCAUCUGAGCAUUCAGGAGUUUCUGGCUGCUGUAUAUGUGAUCCUCUCAUUCAUCAACAACAAUGAGAAUCUAAUGGACAAACUGCAAACAAAAGACGAGCCUGAAGUUGCUUUCUACAAGAGUGCUGUGGAUAAAGCCUUACAAAGUGAGACAGGAAACCUGGACCUUUUCCUCCGCUUCCUUCUGGGCCUCUCACUGGAGUCCAAUCAGAAACACUUACGAGGUCUACUGACAAAGACAAGAAGCAGCUCACAGAGCCAUGAAGAAACAGUCAAGUACAUCAAGGAGAAGAUCGGGGAGGAUCUCUCUCCAGAGAGGAGCAUCAAUCUGUUCCACUGUCUGAAUGAACUGAAUGACCAUUCUCUAGUGGAGGAGAUCCAAAGAUACCUGAGCUCAGGAAGUCUCUCAAAACCCAACCUGUCACCUGCACAGUGGUCAGCUCUGGUCUUUGUGUUGCUGACUUCAGAAAAGGAGCUGGAUGUGUUUGACCUGAAGAAAUACUCCAGAUCAGAGGAAGGUCUUCUGAGGCUGCUGCCAGUGGUCAAAGUCUCCAGAGCUGUUCUGCUGUCAGGCUGUGGAGUCACAGAGGAAGGCUGUGCUUCUCUGGUCUCAGCUCUGGAGUCAAACCCCUCACACCUGAGAGAGCUGGACCUGCGUAACAAUGACCUGAAGGAUUCAGGAGUGAAGCUGCUCUCUGCUGGACUGGGGAAUCCCCACUGUAAACUGGAGACUCUGAGGCUGUCAGGCUGUCUAGUCACAGAGGAAGGCUGUGCUUCUCUGGUCUCAGCUCUGGAGUCAAACCCCUCACACCUGAGAGAGCUGGAUCUGAGUAACAAUGACCUGAAGGAUUCAGGAGUGAAGCUGCUCUCUGCUGGACUGGGGAAUCCCCACUGUAAACUGGAGACUCUGAGGCUGUCAGGCUGUCUAGUCACAGAGGAAGGCUGUGCGUCUCUGGUCUCAGCUCUGAAGUCAAACCCCUCACACCUCAGAGAGCUGGACCUGAGCUACAAUCACCCGGGAGACUCAGGGGUCAGACUGCUCUCUGCUGGACUGGAGGAUCCACACUGCAGACUGGAGAAACUCAAUGUGGAACAUGGUGGAGAGAACAGAAUGAAACCUGGGCUUAGAAAAUAUGUCUGUGAUCUCACACUGGACCCAAACACAGUAAACAGACUCCUCUCUCUGUCUGAGGAGAACAGAAAGGUGACACGGAGGAGAGAGGAGCAGCCGUAUCCUGAUCACCCAGAGAGAUUUGAGGUCUGGAAACAGGUGCUGUGUAGAGAGGGUCUGACUGGGCGCUGUUACUGGGAGGUAGAGUGGACUGGGAUAAUGGGGGCUGGUAUAGGAGUGGCAUAUAAAGGAAUCAGCAGGGGAGGAGGGGAUAAUGACUGUUGUCUUGGAUACAAUGACAAGUCCUGGAGUCUGCUCUGCUAUGACAACCGUUACUCUGCCAGGCACAAUGAUAAUUACACUACCAUAGAUGUCCACCCCUCCAGCUCCCACAGAGUAGGAGUGUAUCUGGACUGGCCAGCCGGCACUCUGUCCUUCUAUAGAGCCUCCUCUGACACACUGACCCACAUGAUCACAUUCACCUCCACAUUCACUGAGCCCCUCUAUCCAGGGUUUAGGCUUUGUUAUGACUCCUCAGUGUCCCUCUGUCAGUGAUACACACACACACACACACACACACACACACACACACACACACACACACACACACACACACACACACACACACACACACACACACACACACACACACACACACACA
This is a messenger RNA of Oncorhynchus gorbuscha (pink salmon), 3636 nucleotides long. RefSeq names its product NLR family CARD domain-containing protein 3-like. Bases 144 to 3530 code for a protein of 1128 amino acids. The record is from RefSeq and is a predicted model, not a curated record. Gene Ontology annotation, molecular function: protein binding. Lineage: Eukaryota; Metazoa; Chordata; Actinopteri; Salmoniformes; Salmonidae. The transcript is spliced from 11 exons.